AGAUAAUUUUUGUAAAUCUUGAUACUCGUUGCUGGCACUGACAAUUUCGCAUCUCACUAUAUUGUUAUGCGGACUGGCGCGCCUUCGCGACCUUUUCGCUUUUGCUUUUCUUGAGGGGUUGGCGUGCGAUCAUAUUUCAAUUCCUAGCUAAACACCCCCCCCCAUCUCUCAUUCCCCACCCAACUUUGCAUUAUCACAAAAUGGCUCCUCUGAGAAAGUACCCCGUAACACUCAAAUUUAAUCCUCAAACGUUACAGGAUUUGAAUCUCGACACGACGUUACGCGCAAAGCCUAAGGCCAAGCCCAAGCACAAAACCGUCGCCCAGCUCAAAGACACGCUGAAAAUUGAUACAGCGGUAGAGUCGGACGCCAAAAAGAACGGAGGUAUUGCCUCAGGUCGGAGUCCCGGGGUGUCCUCUCCCAAUGUUGGGUCGCCUUCUGUGGAUGUGAAGCUCUUGUCCAAAUCCGGCUUGGGUGCUGGGACCACUGGCGUCAGUCCCAUGGUUUUGGACAGAAGUGGCAGGAAGUGUAAGGAAUGGGUCAAGAUCAGUAAACCCAUCAGAAGCUUUAGCGGGUACACAAUGAACGUCGUCUUGUGGAACGACGCAGAAAAGGCCAAAGAGUUCAAGAACAAGACCGAAGCCGAGGCAAAAGAAGCGCUCCUCAAGGCUAAACGUCUGAAUGAUUCUGCCGACAUGGAUAUGACGAAUUCCACCACCGUGGAACGCGAAGCCACGGACGAAUUACCGAACUCUGAGACUAAGGAUCUCAAGGUAGAAGAAGGCAAGGAUGCCACCGAAACCCCGCAGCCAUCUGAACUUGACAAGGAGCUUGAAGCACUCGCCACUGAUCAGUCAACCGAGGAAAAUCCAAGCGCAACGCCGCUUUCGGAAGUGGCAGCGGAAAACAACGAUGAUCCAGCUGACGCGCCUCCUGUGAGAGCCCCGCUUGCAGUUAUCGAAACCAACACUGCUGCGUCCACGAUAUCCCCUGCUCCACGUCAUACCGUUGGAGACGAUGCAUGAGGUGUACAUAUUCAUGAGUGAUGAAUCAUGGUUGCAGCGGAUGCUCCAUAAACGGUCUUGGAUGCGAUCUGUAGCCUACCGAGUU
Messenger RNA from Babjeviella inositovora NRRL Y-12698, 1110 nucleotides. RefSeq lists its product as uncharacterized. The record is from RefSeq and is a predicted model, not a curated record. The coding region runs from base 201 to 1025 and encodes 274 amino acids. The transcript has a single exon. Gene Ontology annotation, biological process: chromatin remodeling. Gene Ontology annotation, cellular component: Ino80 complex. NCBI's taxonomy places the organism in Eukaryota, Fungi, Ascomycota, Pichiomycetes, Serinales.